GGGCCCGGAGACACCCACGCCCCAGUCAUGCUGAGCGGAGUAUGGAAGCAGCUGACUACGAGGUGCUAUCCGUGCGAGAGCAGCUAUUCCACGAGCGGGUCCGCGAGUGCAUUGUGAGUGGGGGCCACGAGAAGGAAGGGGUAGGAGGGAGGUGGAAAGAAACACAGUGUGUGGCGAGAGGAAGAAGUUCGGGUCAGAGUGCGACCACCUGGACUCAGAGCGCGGUCAGAAUCUGCUUGGACCGGGGGCGAGUGACUAUGACCCCGAAGGGUCGGUCAGUGUCCCGGCUGGGGAGCCCUAGAUCAGAUCGGCUGGGUCCCUGCGCGAUAAACAAAGCCCGUCGGUUUCCGUUCCUCCCCUCUGCACGCCCCUCCCCCUACUGUCCCUCCCCACCUCUCAGUGUUCCUGGGCGUGGGUCUUCGUGCGUUUGAGCCCCGGUUAUAUUAAUCUGAUAGUAUGGUGCGCCCGCGUGUCUUAAUCUAAGAGUCUGGCAGGGAUGGGUUUGGUUGGCAGCAGGUUUAUUAGCAUUUCCCCUUCAAACUCCACUUGAGGGCAAACCCAACUGAUGUUUGGUGAAGGGGAGAAAUCGUCACACUGAGCAGGAUUCCAGGAAAGACUCAGGAGGUGUAGGGGUGGCAGGUUGGAAGUAGCUGGGGGGACUUGGUCAGGUCGGUCUCCCACUUGGUAUGAAAGAACUCUUACUGAAGUGGAUUCUAAUAUGUCAAGGUGAGGAACAACUAGGGCUGCCUUCCCACUCCCCCCUUAUUGGUGUUCCUUAGAAACUCUUUGAAGCUGGUUUCCCAGCUUCCCAGCCAUUCAGGGAUUUCGCCGGUGAAUUGUUCCACCCCACCCACCCACCUACCCCCAGUUCUUUAGAGGGCACCGGCUCCUGUUUUUUACUCCCUCACUGUAACCUAGGGCAGCAGCUGAACCUGCUUACACAGCAAUGGACUCCUCACUUCUGGGCCCCAAGCACCCAGUGGACCUUAUUGUUAUUAGGUGCUGCCGAGUCUGUUCCAAAUCAUAGUGACCCUGUGCAUGACAGAACAAAACAGUGCCUGGUCCUGCACCAUCCUUACAGUCGUUGUUAUGCUUGAGUCCAUUGUUGGAGCCACUUUGUCAAUCCAUCUCAUUGAGAGUCUUCCUCUCUUUCACUGACCCUGUAUUUUACCAAGCAUGAUGUCCUUCUCCAGGGACUGAUCCCUCCUGACAACAUGUCCAAAGUAUGUAAGACGCAGUCUCCCCAUCCUUGCAAGGCGAGACAGUGGAGCUUAGGCACUCACAUAUUCCUCAGGCUUGCUUUGAGUUCUCAUUUCCUUUCUCCUCUCUUCCCUUCCUAGAGCUCCCCAGGGUAGUGUCAAAAAGCCAAAACCAAACCCAGUGCAGUUAAGUCGAUUCCGACUCAUAGCGACCCUGUAGGACAGAGUAGAACUACCCCAGAGUUUCCAAGGAGCACCUGGUGGAUUCGAACUGCCGACCCUUUGGUUAGCAGCCAUAGCACUUAACCACUACAUCACCAGGGUUUCCAGCCAGGGUAAUGUCCCCCCCCACCCCCCCCAAAAGAAAACUAAAUAGAAAAAGAGAAAUGAUUGGAAAAAUAGAAGUGUUAGUGAGUGGGGUGACCCACUGAUGGAGUCAUCAUUUUUCUCAGACUGGGCCCUAGUCUGCCCUGGGCAGCCUCAGAUUAGAGGAGGGAAAAGGUGAGCCAGUACAUUAGAUCUGCCCUUGUCCGUGAGGCCUGGAAAGUAGGGAAUAUGUCCGGCCAUGUGUGGUUCUCCAGUUGAGGCCUGUUUUCAGGAAGCCUUCCUUCUGUGUUCCUUGGUAGAUAGUCCCAUGUGAUGUGGUUGGGCAGUACUGGGGAAGCACGCCUAGGCUUUGAGACAUACAGGGCCAGAGGCCCACAUUCCUAGAGAACAGGGGGGAAUGAGACCUUGGACAGAGAAGCAGCCUUCUGGGUAUCUCCCUCGUCCUUUAGUCCUGUUAGCUGAAGACAUCAUUGCUGGCCAAGGGCAACCUGAAGGCCUCUGCUGCCUCCCCCAUCUGUCUCCCAUCUCUUGCUCUAGAGAACAGCCUUGCCUCCUCUGGAAAUGCUGGAACCACGUUGAACUCCACCCUGACCUUUUGAGCCCUCCCACCUACCUGGCUAAUACGCAAGCUCAGGGCAAAGCACUGGGCUGUAAAAAUCUUGUAGCUACAAUCUAAGUGGCUUCUUCCUACUCUGUUUCCCUGUUGUCAAAAGUUACAAUUUUGUCCCAGACCCACGGCUCUCCUGACUUAUUCCCUACUUGUAUAGACAACUGCAGUUAGAUUACCUCUGGUGCUGGGAGAAUCCAUGAGGCUAAUUCUGCCUUCUUGGCUUACCUCAAACACAAUAGCAUCUCUUCUUGGGACUCUGGCUCUGACUGUGGCACCAAGCUGACCAGUGGGCAAUAGCAGCUUACUUGGGGUAGGGUUGGGAUGCAUGCAUGUGCAGAUUAACCUGGACAAGUUCUGCCAUUACUGUCUAUUGGAGGUCCAGUCACUGGGCCAUGGGACAGGCCCUGAGAAGCUGGGCCCUGGAGGUGGGAGCCACAUGAGGUAGAGCCUGUGUUUGGCUGCCUUUAAAGGGGCUGAUGCCAACUCUAGAAACUUUGUAGGUGUUGGGUCCCAAUUAAAGCCUACUCUAGGGGCAGAGGAUUAAAUGAGCCCUCUGGUUUGGGCCAAAGGAGAUCUGAUCUUUCAGGGUCACUGAAUAAGCACACAGUAGAAAUUCUGACUUGGUCUAGGGACAUGAUGAUUGGAUUCCUGCUUAUCCUUUUCUGCAGCGUGGGUCAAGGUGGCAGCAGGGGAGGAAGGAGGAGAGCCGGGACAAUGUAGACAUUUCCUUUCUCCCCUCAAAUCUGCUUCUCUUUCCAAUAAUGUGCUCAGACUAAGUUUCCUCUAGUUCUAUGACCUGUUUCAAGAACGCGUGCAUGUGCAUCAUUGUAGGUUUUUACUCUGGGUGAAGCUAUUUUCUCCCAGGAAAACCCUUGUAGGGCUGGGCAUGAGGCCAUUUACCCAGGUGCGUGGACAGCCCUUGUGUGGUCCUUCUGGAGGCUGUGGAGGCCCUAACUAGAAGUACCGGGGAAAAAGAUGGAACCCCUGGAAGCAUGGUGGAAAUGAACCCAUGGAAUUAGCAGUGAAGCCCUUGGGACCAUGGAUUGUCCUGGGGAUUAGUGCUUCUCAUCCCAGCUCACACUCUGCCACAGAUCUCAGCGCUUCUGUUUGCAACACUCUACAUCCUCUGCCACAUCGCCCUGACCCGCUUCAAGAAGCCUGCUGAGUUUACAACAGUGGAUGAUGAAGAUGCUACAGUCAACAAGAUUGCGCUUGAACUGUGCACCUUUACCCUGGCAGUUGCCCUGGGUGCUGUCCUGCUCCUGCCUUUCUCCAUCCUCAGCAAUGAGGUACUACUCUCACUGCCUCGGAACUACUAUAUCCAGUGGCUCAACGGCUCCCUCAUCCAUGGGUGUCCUGGGCCGGGUAUAUGAGACGGUGGUGAUGUUGGUGCUCCUCACCCUGCUGGUGCUGGGCAUGGUGUGGGUGGCAUCAGCCAUUGUGGACAACAACAAGGCCAGCAAGGAGUCACUCUAUGACUUCUGGGAGUACUACCUCCCCUACCUCUACUCCUGCAUCUCCUUCCUCGGAGUUCUGCUGCUCCUGGUGUGUACUCCACUAGGUCUUGCUCGCAUGUUCUCAGUCACUGGGAAGCUGCUGGUCAAGCCCCGGCUUUUGGAAGACCUAGAGGAGCAGCUAUACUGCUCAGCCUUUGAAGAGGCAGCUUUGACCCGCAGGAUCUGCAACCCCACCUCCUGCUGGCUGCCUUUGGACAUGGAGCUGCUACACAGACAGGUUCUGGCUCUGCAGACACAGAGGGUCCUGCUGGAGAAGCGACGGAAGGCUUCAGCCUGGCAGCGAAACCUGGGCUACCCCCUGGCCAUGCUGUGCUUGCUGGUGCUGACGGUGGGUGCACCAGCCUUGGUGUGGGGCCUGUCUGUGCUCACUGUGGCCGUCCACAUCCUGGAGCUGCUCAUCGAUGAGACCGCCAUGCCCCGGGGCAUGCAGGAUGCCUCCCUGGGCCAGGUCUCCUUCUCGAAACUGGGCUCAUUUGGUGCCGUCAUUCAGGUUGUACUCAUUUUUUAUCUGAUGGUGUCUUCGGUUGUGGGCUUCUACAGCUCUCCACUCUUCCAGGGUCUGCGGCCCAGAUGGCACGAUACAGCAAUGACACAGAUAAUUGGGAACUGUGUCUGUCUCCUGGUCCUAAGCUUAGCACUUCCUGUCUUCUCUCGAACUCUGGGGCUCACUCGUUUUGAUCUGCUGGGUGACUUUGGACGCUUCAAUUGGCUGGGCAAUUUCUACAUCGUGUUCCUCUACAAUGCGGCCUUCGCAGGCCUUACCACACUCUGUCUGGUGAAGACCUUCACUGCAGCUGUGCGGGCAGAGCUGAUUCGGGCCUUUGGGCUGGACAGACUGCCGCUGCCUGUCUCUGGUUUCCCUCGGGCAUCUAGGAAGACCCAGCACCAGUGACCUCCAGCUGAGGGUGGGAGGGAGAAGACUGGACACUGCCAUCUGCUGCCCAGGCAUGGAGGGGAGCCUGGGGGUGGGGGGACCUCAGGACCUGGAAUCUGAGAGGGUGCAUGGCAGAGGAGAGUUGAGCCAUCUGCACUGUUGCAAAUCUGAGCCAGUGUUUGGGACCAGGCCCCCCUGCUUUUCCAGACUUAACUAUGGGCCUCGGUGUGGGGUGGGGCUGGGUGACUGCCUCUAGCUUCUGGUCCCAAAUCAGUUUACACAUCAAUCUGCCUCAAUGCUGUUCAGGGCCAAGCCCGUAGCCAUGUUUACAUGAUUUGAUGUGCAAUAGGGAGGGGUGGGGGCUGGGGAGGGUCUGAGCUGGGGACUUGGGAGGCAGGUUGUCUCCCUUGCUUCUGGCCCAGCAGAGGCUAAGCACUGUGCUAUCCUGGAGGGCCUUUGGACCACCGGAGCAGCCAUGAGCAUAGGGAGGAAGAGGCUGGAACCAUCAGCAAUAAAGUUGAUCCCAGGGUUUUCUUUGGUUUUUUAAAGGGCCUGUCUCUGUGUCUAUUUGUCCGAGCCUACCAACUGAGAGAAAAGGGGCCCCGCCCUCUAUCCUUUUUCCUUCCCUCCAUCUGCAUCCUUAGUGUCCUUUGGGGACCUGCAUCUGUGUUAGGUCAUACAACUGGGCAGUGCAACGCUCCUCCACUCUUAACCUUGAUUAAAGCCAACUGGUCCCUUGACUCCUAUACAGAAAUAUGGCCCUGUUUCUGUACCUCGGAUGGUGGGAUAGAUGGGCAUAGGAAUAGGAUAACCUCCCCCUACUCACCCAUGCACAGACCCUCAGCCCUGACUGCCUGCCCUUCCUGACUUGACUGUUGGAUUGCACAGCUUCCUGGGACACUGUUUGCCUCAUAAUCAUUGUCUUAGGCUGGGUUCUCUAGAGAAACAAAACCAGUAAGACAUACAUAGAGAGAGAGAGAGAGAUUUAUAUCAAGGAAGCUGCUCACGUGGUUAUAAAGGCUGGAACAUCCCAAGUCUGUGGAUCAGGAUAGAGGUUUCUCCUGAUUCACAUAGCCACAAGGGCUGGCACACCCAAGACUGGCAGGUCAGAGAGCAGGGCUCUUGCUCACAGGCUGUGAAGAUCUAUGAAUCCCAAGUGUGGCAGGUAAGCUGCUAGCUCAAGUCCUGAGAACCAGAAGUCAGAUGAACAGGAGCCAGCUGCAGGAUUUAGAAAGAGCAAAAAGCCAGUACGUCUGCUUAUAUUCAGAUGCAGGGCACACACCCAAGGAAACUCCCUUUCAGCCAAUUGGCUACUCACAGGAGAUCCCAUCAUGGGAGUGAUCGAUCACAUGCAAACACUGAGAAUCGUGGCCCAGCCAAGUUGACACAAUCUUAACCAUCAUAGUUAUUGUAAAUAUAAUUACUGCGACAAUUUCCUUGCAAAUGGCAUUCAGGGGUCUUGAGGAAAGAGCACCUUUUUCUAAUGUACACAAAGUUGCUAUGAGUGCUAGCCAUAGAACUGGGUAAAGGGAGGGUGAGUAUGGAAUACAAAAAGUGUAAAUUCCACAAAUACUUGCCAAGCACCCUACUGUAGGGCAGGCACUCCUAGCCUUGAAGAUAACAUGAGAAACAAGCCUGUACCCAGUGGCCAGUCUAGUAAGGGUGACAUAAUUCUAAUAUGGUACCAUAAUGGCAGUUGGUUCUCAAGGAAAUAGAGGUAGGCAGUGUCAGGAUAUCAGGGAAGGCUUCUUAGAGGAAGUGACUUCUAAGUGAUAACAGAUUGGUGGGCGAAGUGUUUAGGCUCAAAGUCUCUGAGAUGAGACCUGAGUGGCUGGAAGUAGAGCCAAAGGGAGUCAGGAGUGAGAUGGCAAGUUAUUCAUUUGAAAAACAAUUGUUGGGUGUGGGUGUCUGGCUAGAGCAAGAAGGGACAAAAGUUGGAAGUACUAAAACAGAAUAUAGCUACAAAGCUCCGUGUCUGAUUCUAGGAGCUCCAAGGGGAAGUUCCCAGCUGAGGGGCUGUAAAGCAACUAGGGAAAAUGGUCCCCUGGUUCCCAUUUCUUUCAGUCCUGGUAAUUGCCAAGCAAGGAGAGAUGGAAGUGGGGACAAUGUGGAGAGGACCACGGGGAAGAGGGGAAGAGGCUUUGGUUGUAUGCCUAAAAGGUUUGUCUGGCCUUGGGCAGAAACUAGAACCCAUACUUCUUGGAUGACAGCAGAAGGCAACCAGCCAGGGUAGACUUUGGGAGAGCAAGGAUGGUUUGGCCCAAGCGUAGGCUGGGAGGUAGAAGGAUGCUUAACCAGGCAUCGGAGGAUUGUAAAGCUACCAGAAUUUCCUAGGCAGGUGCCUUUCUGGUUUCCAGGAUGGAACACACUUCAGUAGCGAAAUGGACCAGCAGUGACCGGCUAGAG
Molecule: messenger RNA, 6933 nt
Organism: Loxodonta africana (African savanna elephant)
Lineage: Eukaryota; Metazoa; Chordata; Mammalia; Proboscidea; Elephantidae
Gene: LMBR1L
Product: limb development membrane protein 1 like
Exons: 15
Coding region: 3316-4545 (409 amino acids)
Biological process (GO): receptor-mediated endocytosis; signal transduction
Cellular component (GO): plasma membrane
Molecular function (GO): transmembrane signaling receptor activity
Source: RefSeq, a predicted model, not a curated record